AACACAAAUAUUAUUGACCAAUUUCUUGAAAUCUCUGCAAAACAUAACUCUUUUUCUCUUUUCACUUGAAAACGUUAAGCAGUAAAUGUGAUGCAGAAAACCGUACGAGUAAAAUCAAACAACAAAACAAAAUUAAAGACAUUCAAAUAUUAAAUGUACCAAUUAAGUUUCCGAUUCACCGGUGAACAUUUCACCAUCGCUAUAGAAUCUUUUUCAGAAAAACACAAAGAAUCCAAGAUUCACUUUCCACGUGUCUCGUCAUUAAAAUUCCACGUGUAAAAUACAGUCAAACCCAGUCAAAGCCCACAACGGAUAUUCUCUUGUUCUCCCGCCUUUCUUUAUAAAAAAAAAAAGCAAAAACAAGAAACAGAGAGAUUUGAGAUUUUCUCUGCAAACUCUCAGAAAAAUCCAUUUCACCUUUGAGAGAGAGAGAGAGAAAGAGAAUAAAGAAGGAUGACGAAAAUUGACUCUCUCCGUCGAUUUCUUCUUCCAUGUAUCACACCUCCGACGAACUCAACCACCGUAUCUUUCCCCGGAGCAACAACAUCCACCGGAGCUUCCAAGAAACGUCUCAGUACUUCCCUAAGAGACGAUAUCGACGUUCAAGAUUCAGCUUCUUCCUCCGCCUCUUCCUCCGAGGCUACUUCCGCCGCCGCUGACUAUAACCUAUCCGCCGUCACGGUGCCGCAGAGACCGUCGAAGACGAUGGUGAUUGGUACGAUAUUCGGUAGAAGAAAGGGACACGUGUGGUUCUGUGUUCAACACGACCGUCUCUCUGUUAAACCAAUCCUUCUCCUCGAGCUUUCAAUAGCUACUAGCCAGUUAGUUCACGAGAUGGGUUCGGGUCUUGUUCGUGUGGCUUUAGAAUGCCCGACCCGACCCGAAUUGAAGUCGUGUUUGCUAAGAUCCGUACCCGUUUGGACGAUGUUCUGUAACGGAAGAAAGCUAGGUUUUGCUGUACGGAGAAGUGCUAAUGAAGAAACGAGGUUGAUGUUGAAGAGAUUGGAGUCUAUGACGGUUGGUGCGGGUGUGUUGCCAUCUGGAUCCGGGUUGGGUGGGUCGGGUGAAUCGGAUACUGAUGAGGUUAUGUAUAUGAGGGCGAAUUAUGAGCAUGUUGUUGGUAGCUCUGACUCGGAGUCGUUUCAUCUCAUUAACCCGGAUGCUAACUCGGCUCAAGAACUCAGUAUCUUCUUGCUCAGGACCUCUAGCUGAAUUGGCCUUUUGGGGUAACUUAUGAAUACUUUUCAUCAAGUUCAGAGAUUGUGAAGUCAGAUGAGAAAAAUUGAGAUUUUUUCAGGUAGAAAUUCAGGUUUUAGUUUAAAGAUCUUUCUUUUCGAAAAGAGUCUAGGAGUUUGCAAGUUCUUGAUGAGAUAUUUCUUUGUGGGUCGUUGGUUCUUGAUCUUUGUAAAACAUUUUUUUGUUAGAAAGAUUGAUGAUUUUUUUUCAAGAUA
Arabidopsis lyrata subsp. lyrata is the source of this 1451-nucleotide messenger RNA. Its product is annotated as protein MIZU-KUSSEI 1. Gene Ontology annotation, biological process: hydrotropism. NCBI's taxonomy places the organism in Eukaryota, Viridiplantae, Streptophyta, Magnoliopsida, Brassicales, Brassicaceae. Bases 454 to 1212 code for a protein of 252 amino acids. The transcript has a single exon. The record is from RefSeq and is a predicted model, not a curated record.